ACGGCCGGCGGACGGAUCUUUCCCUCUCCCGUGCUGUCUAUCCUUGAAGACUAAGUCGUGUUGCUUGAGCACGUCUUUCCCUGGCCUCUGCUCUCUUCUCACCUCAUCCCUCCCGGAUCCCUCCACCUCCCUCCCUCAGCAUGAUGCGCCUCCUGCCCGGCCUCUCUAUCCUCCUUGCAGCAUCAACAGUCACCUCUCAGUUCACUGGAGGCGCCAUAACCAUCGGGGCAGACGUGCCUGACAUCCCCCCUGCAGCAGCGCUGCCGACUGGAUGCACAUGGGCAGACAGUGCUGUCGACGGCGGUCUUACCGCCACACUGGACGGCAAGAAUGUCACCUCGACUGCUCGCGCGUGCCAGGCGGCCUGUCAGAGUGACCCGGAAUGUGACUACUUCACGCUAUCGACUUCGGAGGGCGGGGAGAGGUCGUGCAGGCUGUAUGAGGGGAGGGGUGCUGUGCGGGUGGCGUCCACUGAGGCAACGACGGGGCCGCGGACGUGCAGUGAGCAGACACGCAUUGACAGAUACACGCAGGAAACUUGCUCACCAUUGUCGUGUGUGCGUGUGUCCGUGUGUCCGUGUGUGUGUAGGUUCUGAGUGCUCGGUUCUCUACGAUGAGGACUGCAGCCAGACGCGGUGCUGCGCCCACCCAGAGGCUGUCUGCGUCGAGAUGGACAAGGUAACAAGAUGAUGGUAGAGAUGGCCUGUUCACCAUCUUCUUGUGUGUCCGUUGUGUCCGUUUCGAUCGAUCAGGGCAACGCCCAGUGCCGGAUGCUUGAUGACCCCUGCCCUCCGCCAGAGUCAUCCUCACAGUGGACAUGCAACAUACUCGGUCAGCGGCAGCCAGCAGACACACGUUCCGCACAAGUGGCUUCUGCUCACCGGGUGUUUGUGCUGUCCAUCCACAGACAGCCCCUCCCUGUCUUGCUUCGAGGCCAACAUCGGCUACGGUGAGGACCAGUUGCUGGACAUCCAGGGCGCGUCCGACAUCCCAUCGGCCGCUGAGUGCCAGCAGCUCUGCGCCGCGACAGAGGAGUGCAAAGGCUUCACCUUCUCGUUCCAAGACCGUGGGUCGUGCUUCCUAAAGAAGGGCAGCGCUCCCAAGCUGGUCGGGGAGGGGCUCGUGAGCGGACCGCAGCGGUGCUUGCCUGACGAGCUGCCGAUACUGAGCCAAUUGCUUGGCGAAUACUCGGUGAGAGCGCAAUGGUGAUGGGCAUUCUUGUUGUGACGCUGUGUGUGUCUGCGGCAGGACCUGACGACGUUUGUCGAUGCGGUCAGGGCUGAGCUUCGCGACGUGUGGGAGAGGAUGGUCGAGGCGGAAGAUGAUGGCUCACCCCUGACCAUCCUGGCCCCCACCAACACCGCCUUCGCGUCGGUGGAUCUCGCAGCCGCCGAUGAAUCACUCAGACAGGUCAGCAGGCGGCAGUGAGGCCAACAUCACCGGAGCAGAGCACAUGUCUGAUUCCUGUGCUCCUUUUCCUUUUCCAGAUUCUCUUACAUCACAUCAUUUCUGCGGAGCCGGCCCUCCUGUCUGCUGACGUGCAGCCCUCCACCAGUCCGUCGACGGUCGAUUCCAUGGCUGAGAGGCCCCUCUCCUUCUCCCGCUAUGUCAACGGCUCGCUCUACGUCGACAGUGCACGGGUCCUGACGCCCGAUGUCCGGGCCAAGAAUGGAGCGCUGCAUCUUGUCGAUCGCGUGAUCGUGCCGCAGGCAAUGACCAUCGGUGAGCGAAGAUAUGCCACACCUGUCGACCGCAUUCACGUCACUCGCUGUCCCCCCCCUUUUGUUUUUCUUUGUCAGAUUUGUCGGACCCCCCUGUCACUUUUGGAGAGGCAGCGACACAGACGGAGAGCAAUGACUUGGUGGCCCCCAGCACAGGCAAGGCCAGCGACUCCCUGAUCGAGGGUGUUGUGGCGGAAGAAGAGGCCGCCUCCCCCGCACCCGUUGAAGAUGACGGUGACGACACCUCCCCAGCCCCCGACACCGAUGAAGGUGACGACACUACCCCCGCCCCUGCGGACGAUGAAACGGACACAGACAGAUAUGCCGCAGCCGUCCCGCCCGCCCCACCAGCAGCAGCAGCAGCAGCGGCAGCAGUAGCGGAAGUGGAGGCCAUCGAUCCUGACGACAAGGACAUCAUCGAGUUCCAUGACGAUGACGAACAGCCAGAGCCACAGCCCCAGCCACCAUCCCCCUCCUGCCAGGAUGCCUCCAAUGCGAGGGCCGUCCUGGGGAUGGAGUGUGCGGACGCCGUGGCGAGGCUGGGGUGCGACUACCGCGUGACGACAGUGCCGCCCUCGAUCAGGGGGGUGGUCAGCGACCUCCCGCCACUCCUCUCCAGCACUCGUGUCAGCACGGUGUGUCGGUCCAGCUGCAGUGCGUGUGAUGGUGACACUGAUGGCGGCCGGCGGAGUGCGGCCGAGAUGAUGCGGGAGGCUGCUGAGGGAGAGGUUGAGGUGCUGCAAGUGAGGAUCACCGAGCUCAGCCUGAGAGACCUGGUCAGCAGCUGUGCUUGCACCAUGCACAGGACGAAUCUGAUUGUCAUUGUUCGUGUGUGUGUGUGUGUGUCGUGUUGUGUCGUGGCUGUGCAGACAGGCCAUCGUGAGGUCAUUGAGGCGUUCAAGAGUGUGCUCGCGGACGCCCUCGCGCAGAGUCUCAACGUGCGGACCACCGACAUGGAGAUCAUCCAGCUCCUCGGCGAAGACGCCAUUAUCGCCCGCUUCACGUACAACCACGCACGAAAACACGUGUCCGGCCCAUCCACAUGUGGGUGUGUGUAGGGUUGCGUCGAGUGCGUUGGCGGAAAGGUUCGAGGGCAGCCGCGUGAAGCUGCGCACCGCAUGGAUGGAUAUGGUGCAGAACCCCUCCUCCCCCUUCAGACGACAGUUCGCCAUCGACGGGGCGUACCCCCCGUUCUCCAUCAUAACGACCCCCGAGCUGCCACCCUCCAACCAAGACAUUCAGGAGGUCACUUUGCCCAAAACAACCCCAGGACAGCCCAAGGACGAGCAGACAGACGGUAUAGGCCCCACCCACACCCACACCCACACCAACACGCACACAAGCCCGUGAACAUUGUUUGUCUUAUCUUCACGUGCCAUGCUUUGCAGCCGUCCCGGACCAAGCUGACGAGACGGGCGUCAUCGACGGCAACCGCAGCCCCGGCAGCAUGGCAGACGCAGCAUCAGUCGACAGCAAAAGCGCUGCUGCCGGUGGCGGGAAGGACAACAGCGUGGUGCCCCUGUGGGCGUGGGUGCUGGUGGGCGCCGGUGCGGCCCUCCUGCUGCUGACCAUCCCCAUGUGUCUGCUGUCGGCAGCCAAAAGGAGAAAGGGCGUCAAGGGCAAGAGGAGGGGCGGGGUGUAUGAAGCGAGGGCUCCUGCCACGACGCCGUGCAGCGACCAUAUGGAUGGGGGGUAUCACCAUGAUGGCCAUGUGGACGAGAGCCCCCGAGGCAGCUCGUGCACGGCUGACACGGCGACACACCCUGGCAACGUCAUGGUGUGAGGAUGAAUGAGGGCGGCAAGGCUGUCUAUCAGCCUGUGGCUGGGUAGCUGGACACACGAGGGAGUUGAUGGUGUCACUGGUCUGAAUCGCACGUGUCAUGUCUCUUUGUCAACUGCUGCCUGGGUUUGUUGUGUGUGUGUGUGCAUUAUGUUGUGUGUGUGUGUGAGUGUGCAGAGGGGGGGCGGCAUCCAUCUACCCGUCUGCCCGUCUAGCGCUGCUGACUGGCUCGUCUGUGUCUGCCUGCCUGCCUAAGCGUGUGUGAGAAUUACAG
Vitrella brassicaformis is the source of this 3775-nucleotide messenger RNA. Lineage: Eukaryota; Vitrellaceae. The record is from the annotation of a GenBank genome assembly.